GAGCCGUCCCGGGAGUGCGCGGCGGAGGCGGCGGGUGCAAGGAUUUCCCCCUGCGCCGAUUGCUGCGGCGAGGUUGAGCGUCAGUGCCGAGGGGCCGGGCUCCUACGGAAAAGCCCGGGCUCCCAUGGAGAAGCCCAGGCCCCUAUGGAGAAGCCCAGGCCCCUAUAGAUUAGCCCAGGCCCCUAUAGAUUAGCCCAGGCCCCUAUGGAGAAGCCCAGGCUCCUAUAGAUUAGCCCAGGCCCCUAUGGAGAAGCCCAGGCUCCUGUAGAAAAGCCGAGCGUUACCAGCAGCCCUCCGCUCACGUUCAGUUUCUCUCUCUUUCUCGCCAGGGGCUGAGCCAGGAUGGGUUUUGCCGAAGACAAAGUAUAUGACUACAUUUUGCAAAACCUCAAGAAUUUCAAGAACAUCCGUGUGGCGUCGCUGGCCGAUUCCCUGAGCUGCCUGACUGACGCCGACAGAGAUGAACUUCACACCCGGGAGGAAAUGCGGGGGAGCCAGGCGACCGUCUAUAAGUUUUACCAGCACCUGAAGUGCCGGCAGGGCUGGGUGCCGGAUCUCAUCGACGCGCUGCGCCAGAACAACGCGGGGCACCUGGCCGACGAGCUGCAGCGCGUAUAUGACAGCUGGCAAGCCCGUUCCCCGGCUCCUGCCGCCGCCUUCUUCCCUCCUGCGGCUAGCGGCGCCCGUCCCGAUGUCUCCUCCGUCGGUGCCCAGAUGCCAUCCCCGGGGCCGAACCCUGCUCCAGGCGCCCCGUUGACUGAGCAGCCGCGCCGAGACCUGCCCGCUGGCAGCCGUCCGCUUCUCCUGCCCAGUGCUGCCACCGCCACGAGCACGGACCUGGAUGCCAGGGCCCCGGUACAGGAAUCGCUCCCCAAAAACCUGGAGCAAGAGAGUCUCCAGCCGCCUCCUCUUGGGAGCGCAGCCUGUGAUGGAGCGAGCGAUGGGCACAGCGGAGAGAAGCGUUUCCCGCACCCCAUCGAGGCCACGCAGGUGGCAGUGGGGACCCCCGGGGCAGGUAGCGUGGCCGUGCCAUUGACUGCCCCCCCUGAGCGGGGCCGGGACUGGCUGAGCCGCCAGCAGCACCCGGUGUGUGUGGACAACGGGUGUUUUGGGAACGCCAACCACUUGCACCGUGGCGCACCGGGCUUGGGUCUGGGCAGGUCACUCCCGCCGAGGUAUGUGGGCUCUGCUCGCAGCCCCGAGCAGCCCAGGAACGAGCCCGAAGAGGAUUUCUAUGCCUCCACUGAGUCACCCCCAAGGCUGGAGGAGGCUGCUCGCAGUGAGGGGCCGCAGCCCCCAGACUCACUGCCAAAAAAACAGGUUGUGCCUGGCUCCGAGCACGGUGAGGCUCCGGGCAGCUUUGUGGAUGUGCGCAGCCCCCUCCUUAUACAGCAGCAGUUCGAUGCGGAGCAGAAGCAGGUCGGGAAGCUGCGAGAGGACAGAGGAGAUGGAGACACUCAGAUGGAAACAACCAUCGCAAUCACUACCCCUGCGUCCAGAGAUGCUGCCCCAUCCUGGGACACCUCCCUGAAGCCUCCUGUACAAGAGAGGAAACUGCCUGCUGGGGAGACGGCCAGCAGCACCCCCUCCAUGCUGACGAAGGAGAAAGUGCUCCCGACCUCGGCGGACCCUCUCCCAACUGUUGCGGGAGGCUUUGAAGGCACAUCUGGGAGGACAGCAUCCCGGGUGAGCUCUGCCAUGAGUGUCUGGGCAUCUUGCAGCAACGUGGAGAGUGAUGCGGAGCUCAGCAAGCCAGGCAUCCUCCUCUCCGUGGCUGGGGAGGGCCCAGAGGCGUCCGGCAGAUGCCAGAGCUCUCAGGGGCCCAGCGGCCCCUAUUCCGGGGCAUCCAAUAGGCUCACCUUCAGCAGUGACCCGCUCAUGGUUAGCACAGAUAGCUCGAGCUCAGGAGAAGUGCUCUCCAGAGUCUCCUUGGGAUGCCCGGCUCCAGUGGCUCAUGAAGACCCUGGGGGAGAGGAGGCAGCUGGAGCAAGCAGAGACUCCUGUCCGCCUCCGAGCUGGGACAGCACCUCCCUGGGCACCCACGAGGUCCGCGUGGACCAUUACCCACGCGCCCAGCUCAGGGCAGACAACGACCUCCAAGAUGGAGCCGGUCCCCUUGGAAAUUCUCAAGUUUUUGACUCGAGCAGGGGCCAUGACACUGCGACCAGCUCGUCUCAGGUCAAAGUCCCCCCAGGGGACAGCAACGGACCAUCCCUGCCAUACAUCGUUCCAGCUGUGGGCAUCGCUGUGAUUUCAGCUGUGGCAUUUCUGGUGUAUGCUCGAUUGCAGAAAUAGCGCUGGAGUGGAUGGGAUGCCAUGACCGUCACUCAGCCUGGGCGAUUCCUCUUCCUAGCAGGAAUUUGGCCAAGGUGUUUGAAGCCUGAAGAGCAGUGGGGGGGGGGCACAGUAGGGACGUUGUUAAAUCUCUUUCUGGAAGGUUUUGCUGGAAGAGGCCUUGGUUGUGUGAUGCUGUUGGGUUUGGGUCUGUUCCCCCUCCGUUUCCCAGCCAUCUUCUUGUCUGUAGCCUUCUCCUUUUACACCCACAGAGAAGGUCUCAUUCAGGGAGUGAUCCCUUGAGUCAAAAAAGAAAGUCCUCUUGGCAAUCCUCCACAUCUUCCUUGUUUGGUCCCAGGAGGCCCCAGGGAAACAUGUCCUGGUGGUCCAAAAGGUGACCUGCACCCCGGUCCCUCUGGACAGUGCAGUGAGGACAGAUUUUGCAGACAUCCUGUAAAGGCUCCUUAUCUCGGCUUCAGAACAUACCAGAGGGUCUGUGCAGCAGCCUUCACCAGGUGCCUCAUGUUGAAUUUGCCUUACUUGGUGUCCCUGGCUCUGCUGCUGGGACCUUUGCUCAUCUCUGCUGCUCCAUUCCGCCAGUGCUGGGUGCGCAGGCAGGACCCCAGUGCAGUAAGUCACACUGCCUUCUGCUCAUUCGUGACAAGAGACACUCCUGUGAUGAGAACACGCCAGGCCAGACCGUGUGCAAGCUGUCCCCUCUCCCAGGAGCUGUUGUCCCACUUUGGUGCUUUUCUUUGGAGCAUCCUCCCCUGCUCCUGAGGGUCAGGGAUGGGCUCUGGGGUCACUUCAUGCAGCACUGACACCCUGGAGAUGAAGCUGAGGGUCAGGAAAGAGCUGCAUCUAACCAGCUUUCUCAAGGAUCAACCUCAUUUCACCCCCCUCCAGCCAGGGAAAGUGGGAUUAUGCUUUAAGAGGAACAUUUCACACAAUGCUAGCAUUAAGUGGACUUGGUCCCACACAGGAUUGUUGAGCGUCUUUGAUAUUCAGGCUGAAUUUUUAGAGCCUGGCUAGGAGAGUGGAUGUAGUUCUCACUUUUCCCGAUACCUGGUGCUAUGGGAUAGGAAUAUAGGAAACUUGCGUCCAGGCUGAGACACAAAUAGGAUUGACUCUGCAUGCUGCAGGGAGGCCACAUGCGGUGGUUGAGAUGCUCUGGGUUAUCUUGAAGGUCCCAUUUAAAAUUGCAGUCCGUAAUUUCCCUGCUAUCCCCAGGGAUCAGCUUGGAAUGUGAGGGGAUUGGGCUGCAAGAUUUCUGAGAUAAAAUCCUCAAACCCAAAUAAAUAUCCCCAGCUUCCCCCUGCCCAGGGCAGCUUUUGGGAGCAGAAGCAGCCCUGCUCAGUCGCUGUUGGCAUGCAUUUCUAGCUCAAGGCAGAGUUCAGUGAUCACCAACUGUGCUGCCCACUUCUUCUGUUUCUGUGGCUACAGGUUGUUCGCCAUCUCAUCUACUCCCUCCCAAAAGCACAGGGGCACAAAAGUAACAAAACUACUUUUUUGUAGUUAAACAGUUAUUACGGCUAGAGGAUUCUUUUUUUUUUUAAGCUCUAAAGAUGCCAGUGCAGACUUUCAGGUGUUCCCACCCUCCCGUGAUUUGCUGGGGGGCAACAGGGGAGCUGUUGCAGGAGGCAGGACUGGGCAAAACAUUUGUCGAUCUGCUGGUGGAUUUGCACAGCAGAAGGUUCGUGCCAUGGGCUGGCAUGGUUUGAAUCCGGCGAGCCCACAAGGAUGCCAUGGGCUUUAAACCAUUGCAGCGGCCUGGUGCUGGUGGCUGGGCUGCACUCUUAAUCCAGGCUGUUGCUUCUUCCCUGCUUUACUGUGGGCAGUAACUUAUUCCUCCUGGAUUCCCGCCGUUUGGCACAGCUUCCCGAAAUACGACCUUCCUGCUGGCAGGGGAGCAGGAGGGAGAUGAAUGCCCCGGUGCCUGGCUGCAAAGUGCAGCCAUCGUGCCCAGAGCUUGGCCUGCGCUGGGAAGGGUCCGUCAGCCCUGCGACGGGGCGAACGGCUGCUCCUCCCUCCUAAUGCUUUCCCUUUGCCCAAAAAUACAAGAAGUGCCUCCCUUAAACGAUAAGGACAAUAAAUAUGUGCAAUAGUGAGGUGUUGGUUUUGAUCUGACAGGGCUGCUCUCUAGGUGAACUUGAGGUGCUCAUUACUUGCUCGGUGCCCGGUGCUUUAUCUGUCAGAGGAAGGGACAGUGCUUUUAAAUACACCUGACUUCUACUGACCCCAUUUGAAGAUAACGUGGUGACUUGUCCAAAAUCUCCCGCAAGCAGGGAAGAGAACCCGGGAUUCAUCAGUCCCCAAUAAGAUGGUUUUUUUUCCUCAGCUUUCGUAAUUUUGUCAGUGAGGGCUUUGUAGAGACCUGUCACUUCCCUGUGAAAGCUGCAGUUUUGAGCACUAAGAAUUGCUCUUUAUUUGCAGUGGGUAAGGAAAUGUCCCCAAAUCCUUUCACCUUGUUAAAAGGCUCGUGUUUACUACUGAAUAUUGCACCAAAAUAAAGCAGAAUACGUAUUGUAAAGCAGAGUACAUGAGCCUGCAUACCCACACUGCAGAAUCCAUCCCAAAAUUCAUUAAAGAGAGGGGGCGCGUGCCUUCUCGACACGCUUUCUGCGUGAUUCAGAGGAUGUCCGUGAGAUCCCAAACCAGCAGCAUCCAUACCAAGGCCCUCUUCUCUGUUGCUUUACCUGCCUGCAAAAUUCUUCACAUAUUUUCCCACUCCUUUUUAGCAAUGGCUUGUAUGCUUUGCCUUUUCACAUCAGACUGCUCUUAUGAAACAGCUGGUUUAUUACCACUUCAGACUCGAUAAAAGCAUACAUUCAGUUUUCUGCUGUGAAGUGCCGGUGUUUUCACAGUUGUAAUGUAGCACUUUAAAAGCAUAAUCAGCAGGUGAACCUGCAGGAGGGAACUGUGUCCCCGCACAUCUUUUAAAAAAAGAAAAAAAGCCUUUUACUAACUGUAUAAUAAAAUUGUUUGCCACUUCGCAUUCAACUUA
Molecule: messenger RNA, 5278 nt
Organism: Aquila chrysaetos chrysaetos
Lineage: Eukaryota; Metazoa; Chordata; Aves; Accipitriformes; Accipitridae
Gene: MAVS
Product: mitochondrial antiviral signaling protein
Exons: 7
Coding region: 343-2295 (650 amino acids)
Source: RefSeq, a predicted model, not a curated record